Molecule: messenger RNA, 2064 nt
Organism: Striga asiatica
Lineage: Eukaryota; Viridiplantae; Streptophyta; Magnoliopsida; Lamiales; Orobanchaceae
Source: the annotation of a GenBank genome assembly
AUUCUGUCACACGCGCUAGCAUGUUGAAAAUGGCAUAUCCAAUGGGAAAACAAAAUUGAAUAACAGUCCCACCUCGCAACAGUACAGUAGAGAGUUAAAAGUAAAUAACAUCCGAUUCAAGUAGGUAGGCGGCAGAGGCAGUAAGAGGCACGUGCUUCCCCGUCCCUCUCACUAUUUAAAUACUCCUGCACCUCUCUCCUAUCCUUUCAUCUUCCUCAACCUCUCCUCACCAAAAAUUACCCUUUUUUUUUAACCAAAAAAUCCCUAGUUAGAUACUUCUGAAUAUCUCUCUCACUUACGCUCUCUGACGUUUUCACACCCGCAGAUUUUUUUUUUAUUUUUUAUUUAGAAAAGAACAAAGAAAAAUAAAAAAUAAAGAGGAAGAAGAAGAUGGCGGAGGAAGGGCAAAUACAGAGCAGCAGCAGUAGCGGCAGCGGCGUCCGAGCUGCUUCCGGCCCGAUUCGGCGAGUUCUCCUCAUCUCCGCUGGCGCUAGUCAUUCCGUUGCCCUCCUCUUAAGUAUGAUGCCAAUGUGGAAAUGUACUGCAGCUGGCAAUGUUGUCUGCUCAUGGGGACGGGGAGAAGAUGGGCAGCUAGGCCAUGGGGAUGCUGAAGAUCGGUUUUUUCCUACUCAACUGAGUGCAUUGAAUGAUCAAGAAAUAGUCUCUGUUACCUGUGGAGCUGAUCACACGACUGCAUAUUCUGAAUCGAAACUACAAGUGUACAGCUGGGGAUGGGGUGAUUUUGGGAGGUUAGGCCAUGGUAACUCUAGCGACUUGUUUUCUCCCCAACCGAUCAAAGCCUUACAAGGCCUUCGGAUAAGGCAGAUUGCUUGUGGUGAUAGCCAUUGUUUGGCAGUGACUAUGGAAGGCCAGGUUCAAAGUUGGGGGCGAAAUCAAAAUGGUCAACUUGGACUUGGGACCACGGAAGAUUCCCUUGUACCCCGAAAAAUUGAAGCAUUCCAGGGGAUCUCAGUCAAAAUGGUUGCUGCUGGUGCCGAACAUACAGCUGCUGUGACAGAGGAUGGCCAACUUUAUGGUUGGGGUUGGGGUCGAUAUGGUAAUUUGGGUUUAGGUGACAGGGAUGAUCGAUUAGUGCCAGGCAAAGUUUCGACAAAUGAGGGAGACAGGAUGGUCCUGGUCGCAUGUGGAUGGCGACAUACAAUAUCUGUCUCCUCUUCAGGUAGUUUGUAUACUUAUGGGUGGAGCAAAUAUGGCCAACUAGGACAUGGGGAUUUUGAAGACCACCUAAUCCCUCAUAAGCUGGAAGCUUUGUCUGAAAGUCGUAUAUCUCAAGUGGAUGGAGACAUACAAUGGCAGUUACAAGUGAUGGAAAACUUUAUGGCUGGGGCUGGAACAAGCUUAGAUCAUUGCUCACCUGUGCAAGUCAAAUUUCCACAGGAUCAGAACGUAGUGAAAAUCUCAUGUGGUUGGAGACAUACACUUGCUGUUACAGACAGACAAAACGUGUUUUCAUGGGGAAGGGGUACAAAUGGUCAGCUUGGCCAUGGUGAAUCUGUUGAUCAAAAUGUCCCGAAGAUUAUAGAGGCGCUAAGUAUGGAUGGAUCAAGUGGACAGCACAUUGAGGCCUCGAAAGUUGAUAUAUCAUCAGAAAAAACUUGGGUGUCCCCGACCCAGAGAUAUGCAGUCGUCCCUAAUGAGAAUAUGAUGCCACUUCUUUGCAGGUCUCCGGAACGACAUAUGGUGGCAACGGAAAUGACAUUAAUGUCCCUGAAAGCGAUCCACAUUAUCAGGCCUGUUGGCCAUGUCUCCUCCGUCACCACCCCGCUGCAGCAUCCAGUCCAUCCGUUGCCAACAGCCACGCGUGGCACUGCCGGCGCGACCAAAAAAAGGAAAAACGGCCAACGUCCUGACCUUGCCGUAUCUCCUCAAAACAAUCCACCAUUUCUGUCGGCGAACAAAAAAUCGUCCAGCUUGCACCUACCGGCCGUCUACAACGCCACCAUUUUUGGCGGCUGCGACUGUUGCUAUAUCCUCGAGAUACAGAGGAUGAAGGUGUCGGGGUUUAUAGCAGUGGUUGGAAAAGACGAUCGAAAAUGUGUUUGA